Messenger RNA from Aspergillus chevalieri, 1722 nucleotides. RefSeq names its product cytochrome P450. The record is from RefSeq and is a predicted model, not a curated record. Bases 1 to 1722 code for a protein of 573 amino acids. Lineage: Eukaryota; Fungi; Ascomycota; Eurotiomycetes; Eurotiales; Aspergillaceae. Gene Ontology annotation, molecular function: monooxygenase activity; oxidoreductase activity, acting on paired donors, with incorporation or reduction of molecular oxygen; heme binding. The transcript is spliced from 2 exons.
AUGGCAAACUAUCUCUCGUUGGCAGAUAAUUUGAUAAAAAUUGCAAAAGAUGCUCUUUCGGAGUCGACAUGGAUGAUUGUUUUGGUUGCCCUGGCCGUUACUUGCAUCACUACACGUAUCAUCACGGGCUUCCAAUGCUGCUCUAGCAAGACAGAUGCUGGAGACUUCCGGCCUGUGAGGAUGGCCCCAUACUGGUUCCCAUGGCUGGGACAUAGUCUAUCGUUCGCGUGGAAUAUGACGAGCUGCGUGAGAAAAGCUAGGGACUACAUGGGUGAGCCUGUCUUUGGCCUUGUUCUUGGUGGCACAAAACAAAAUGUGGUGGCUUCGCCAUCCAUGGCCCAGUCUGUGUUUGCAUUUCGAGGCGCAUCCAACUCCCCAUUUAUCGACCGUGUAAUGGAGAGAGUCUUCGGCGACUCGGGCAUAGUGCGCAAGAUGAACCCUGCUGAUCGGCAAGAGCUUCAUCAAUAUGUCAGCCAUUUCCUCCAAGAGCCAUUUAUUACUGAAGCCACGAAUGCGUUCAUUCGUCGGAUUCAGCGUGAAACCCCGAAUCUGGUGACUUUUUCCUGGAGUAUGGUGGAUCAGGUGCCUUGGGAACGCGCAAGUGAAGUCACAGUCGAGAACAUCGACGGCAGAAAUGUUUGUGAAGCCGAUCUAUUUGCUCUGGUACGGAAUUUUUCUGCGCAUAUCACCACGGCGGGCUUUUUUGGUCAAGCCCUAUUAGAGGAUUUCCCAAAUUUGUUCGAUGACUUGUGGGUCUUGGAUGGCCAGUUCCCAACUCUGUCAAGAGGUGCACCUCAUUGGUUGCCAAUUCCGGGUCUCCCUGCAGCAUACAAGGCUCGGAGUCGACUUUUGCAGGCUCUGGCAACUUUUCAGGAAGCUUUCAUUGCUUGGGAUGACGGUAGAGACCCCGGUGUGAAAUUUCGUGAUCUCGACGAUGUCGCAGAGCCAAUUAAGCAAAGGGCCCGCACUAUGCACAAAAUGGGUUUCUCAUCCAUGGCCAGCGCAUCAGCGCAUCUAUCUAUGCUAUGGGCCAUGAAUGGAAACACGACGAACAUUGUAUUUUGGAACUUAAUUCGCGUGUGUGCAGAACCUACCCUGCUGGAAGAGAUUCGGAAAGAAAUCGCUCCCUAUGUGAAGGCAUCCCGACCCAGCCGUGAGGAGACUGGAUUUCCCUUCGAAGAGCCUCCUCAAGUCACUAUUGAUUCUCAGGGACUGUUCAAUUCUUGUCCUUUGUUGAAAGCCAGCUUUUACGAGACCUUACGUUUGGAUUCUGCUGGAUUCUCGCUCAAAGAACUCAGUUCCGAUCUGACACUCACGGAAUCUAAAGAGGAGGCUGCAAAUGGCGGGUUGAAACAGCCCCGGGUGUACAAACUUUCUAAAGGCGACAACAUUGCAAUUUCGCAUGGUGCUCUCCAAAACGAUCCUCGAUACUUCUCGAACCCAAGCCAAUACGAUCCCUUGAGAUUCAUCACGACAGACCCCGACACGGGAGCCAAACGAGCCGAGAUGCACACCAUCAAGCCCUUCGGUGGCGGCGUGGUGAGGUGCAAGGGUCGUGUCCUUGCAGAGAGGGGGAACUUGGCUUUCAUCGCUGCAAUAGUUACCAUGUGGGAUAUCGAGCCGGUGCGCGGAAAGCAGCUGGUUGUACCGGGGCGUAAGGCAUCUCCGGGGACAUUUUCACCGAAGAAAGAUGUCAGAGUGCGGAUGAGGGCAAGAAUAUAA